Molecule: messenger RNA, 2428 nt
Organism: Carcharodon carcharias (great white shark)
Lineage: Eukaryota; Metazoa; Chordata; Chondrichthyes; Lamniformes; Lamnidae
Product: zinc finger protein 271-like
Exons: 2
Coding region: 517-1872 (451 amino acids)
Source: RefSeq, a predicted model, not a curated record
ACUUCCUGUAGGGACUGAAAACCAAGUGAGGAGAUGAAGGAUUGCGCUGUAAUACACCAGAGAAUACAGAGAGGAUAGACACUGCAGGUCGAUCCUGACCAUCACCCAAGGAACAACUGCACAACUGUGGGAAGACAUCCAGUCCCUUCACAGCAUUGCUCAACACAGAGAAAUCUGGGCAGUGAAACCAUCAUCUGGAAAUCAAUCAGGUUAGGGAAGCUUUGACAUAUCAUCAGAUCUGAAACUGGUCAGUGGUGUGGAGUCUUCCAUCAGAACCAAACUUUCUGAAGGUUCGGCUGUGGGCGAUUGGUCAGGGUGAGGCUGGGAAGAAGUGUGAGUGGGCUUCAAGUGUGGUGAGAGACUCAAUCAUUCAUCGAACCUCAUGAACCACUGACUCAUUCCUGCAGAUGAGAGGCUGUCAAGUGUGAGGUGUGUGAGGAGGGCUCCACAGGCUUGUCGGCUCUCCUAACACACAAGGUGCAUCAGUAGUAGAGCUGGUAACAUAGGGGCAGUUUCAUGGAAGAGCAACCGUUCAAGUGUGAGGUGUGUGAUCGAGCUUUCACACAUCCAUCGACAUUCGAGAAUCACCGACGCAGCCACACUGGGGAGAAGCCUUUUCAAUGUGAAGUGUGUAACAAGAACUUUGCACAGUCAUCAGGCCUGGUAAAUCAUCGGCCCAUUCACACAGGGGAAAAACCAUUCACAUGUGACGUGUGCAACAAAUCUUUCUCGCAGUCAUCGACCCUCCUCGUGCACCAGCACAUACACACAGGUGAGAAACCAUUUACCUGCAAGGUGUGUAUCAAAUCUUUUUCGCGAUCAUCUCAUCUCCGCAUACACCAACGUAUUCACAGAGGGGAGAAACCAUUUAUGUGUGAGGUGUGUGAUAAAACAUUCUCUGACUCAUCGAAUCUCCGCAGACACCAACGCAUUCACACAAGGGAGAAGGUAUUCACAUGUGAGGUGUGUGACAAAUCGUUCUUGCUGUCAUCGGAUCUCCGCAGACACCAUCGCAUCCACACAGGGGAGAAACCAUUCACCUGUGAGGUGUGUGAAAAAUCAUUCUCGCGGUCAUCCGCUCUCCGCACACACCACAGCACCCACACAGGUGAGAAACUGUUCAAGUGUAAGGUGUGUGACAAAUCAUUCUCUGGCUCAUCGAAAUUCCUGCUCCAUCAGAGGAUUCACACAGAGGAGAAACCAUUCACGUGUGAGCUGUGUAACAAAUCAUUCUCGGUGUCAUCACGCUUCUGCAGACACCAACGCAUUCACACAAGGAAGAAACCAUUCACUUGCGAAGUGUGUGACAAAUCAUUCUCUGGCUCAUUGAGACUCUUGCUCCAUCAGAAGAUACACACAGGGGAGAAACCAUUCAUGUGCAAGGUGUGUGACAAAUCAUUCUCAAGGUCAUGGAACCUCCUGGUCCAUCAGACAAUCCACACAGGGGAGAAACCCUUCAAAUGUGAGAUUUGUGAUAAAGCUUUUCCAAUAUCUACGAGGCUGCUGAGACACCAACACAUUCACACUGGGGAGAAACUCUUCAGGUGUGAGGUGUGCGACAAAUCAUUCUCGCGGUUAUCGAACCUCCGUGUACAUCAACGCAUUCACACAGGGGAGAAACCAUUCACAUGCAAGGUGUGCAACAACUCAUUCUCGAGAUCCUCAAAUCUCCAUGUACAUCAACGCAUUCACACCGGGGAGAAGCCGUUUACAUGCGAGGUGUGCAACAAAUCAUUCUCGAGAUCCUCAAACCUCCAUGUACACCAACGCAUCCACACAGGGGAGAAACCAUUCAUGUGCGAGGUGUGUGACAAAUCAUUCUCGAGAUCAUCAAACCUCCUGCUCCAUCAGAGAAUCCACACAAGGGAGUAACCCUGCAAGUGUGAGGUUUGUGAUGAAGCUUUCUUUGACCCUGGAACGUCAGAGGAUUCACAUGGGGAGAAACUCUUCAGGUGUGAUGUUUGUGACAAGGUUUUCACCUACUCCUCUGAUCCCCUGAAUCACCAGCAGAUUCACACUGGAGAGAAACCAUGCAGCUGUGACAAGGCUUUUACACAGUCAGUGUAUAUCCUGGCACAUCAAUGCACUCACACAAGGGAGAGACCCUAUCAGUGUGAGUUCUGUAAUAAAGCUUUCACACAGCUGUUGGUCCUCCUGGAAUAUCAGUGCACCCACAUAGGGACUCCCUUACCAAGUUUUAGCCAAUCUGUCAUCAGACUCUGAGUUUCUACACAAGCUCACUGCAAAGGAUGUUCACAGAACAAGGAGCAGCUUUCACUCACGUAACGAUAAUGCUAGUGCUGAGGGACUGAGAUUGAAACAUAGAAGAUCCUGAGGGGACUUGACAGGGUGAAUGUGGAAAGGAUGUUUCUUCUUGUGGGAGAAUCUAGAACUAGGGAGUCACUGUUUAAAAAUAAGGGGUCGCCCA